Molecule: messenger RNA, 3911 nt
Organism: Folsomia candida
Lineage: Eukaryota; Metazoa; Arthropoda; Collembola; Entomobryomorpha; Isotomidae
Product: kelch-like protein diablo
Exons: 15
Coding region: 825-2750 (641 amino acids)
Molecular function (GO): protein binding
Source: RefSeq, a predicted model, not a curated record
UUGACAUUUAGUGGAGAAAAGCUGCAUUUCUCCAUUAGCUAAAACCCCCUUGUCCCACACAACCACUGCAAUGUUCGUACCAGGACAAUAUCCACGCACGGAAGGUUAAACGGUGGCAUUCAUUCGUGUAUACAACACGAACUUUACACGUUAGCAACAUGCACAUAUCAAUAUCAGGAGAAUCUACUGAAUGUACAACCAAAUGGCUCAUCUUGUGCGAGUGAGCUAUGCAUUUCCUGGCCUGGUGGAGGAAACUGCUUUGUGUGGAGAGAGGCAGCGGUGGUGGUUGAGAAAUUGAUUGACCUAAAUCCGAAAUCGGGUAAAUGGGAAAGGAGGCCGAGCGAGGUGCUCGCUUGGUGUGCGACGGGACCACUCCGAUUCCUCGUAUUCCUCGUCGUCCUGGGUCCUGUUGUGGUCGUGGUGCAAGUUCUGGGGGAAAGUCGUCAGUUGUUCGUGGAGGGAGGUGGUCAGAGUGAGACGGUGGUCAGGUCAGAUCGUCUCCUAGGUCCAGGUGUGGUUUGCACAGGGUGUGUCUGGGGGAGACAGAAGGUGGUCAGCAUCGUUUGUGUGUCAAGGACGGGGUCAUUCAUUAUCAUUACAUAUCAUUAUCAACGUACAAGUGACAACAGGUUAAAUCAUAGCAAGGUUGAACCCAAGUGACUCCAUUACUGCAAAUUAAUCCAGUUAUUACUCUUCUACAACAUAUAUACCUAACAAUCGCAAGUUGGAGAAGGCAAUCCGGUCAGCAAUGAAUGACUGGACAUUCAAAAUGUAGCACAUGCAAAAAUUAGUCUGAGCACUUGCACCCCCAGACGAGUGAAAGCAUGAGUACUAACAACCGGUGGUCGCGGGCUCAGAAGAUGGGUGACUGCAAGACCUGUUUGUGUCGAAUAUCUCCUCAGAAAAAUAGGCCAGAAAUUUCCGAUGGAUCUGACGAAGAAACGCCCAACAUCAAUGGAGAGCUGUGCGACUCCCAAAUGUCGUACUCCCUAUUGCGUACGCUCAAGUCGAUGAGGGAUGACGAGUCUCUCUGCGAUGUGACCAUCUGUGUUGGAGAAACACCCACUUUGGAGAAAUAUGCAGCUCAUAAAAUCGUUCUUGCUGCUGCUUCGCCAUACUUUCGAAAAAUGUUUAGCUGCGGAUUUCGGGAGGCUAAAAAUGGGCACGUCAAGUUUCACGAUAUGCAACCACAAGUUCUGGCAGCAGUACUAAACUUUAUUUAUACGGGGAAAAUACAGAUGGAUGAAACAAUCGUGGAUGGCCUACUAGAUGCUGCAGAUCUUCUACAACUGCCCUCACUGCGAAAUUUGUGUCUGUGGUGGCUUACGAAUAAUUUGAGCGCCUCGACUUGCCUUGGGAUUUAUGUGAUGGCUCUACUAAGGUCCCAUCUAGAUUUAGCUGAAACGGCAAAGUUGUAUGCUGUAGACCAUUUUCGUGAUGUAAUGCAAGGAGAAGAAUUUCUUCACAUUUCUGUCGAAUACUUGAUUGGGUUUCUAGAUGUUCCAUUUCUUGCUUGUGAUAAUGAUGGACAAUUGCUGAACGGUCUACUCGAGUGGGCAAAUCACGAUCUGGCUGAAAGGAAGACAUUCAUGCGAGAGUUGAUAGGAAAACUGAAUCUGGAAGAAAUUGCUCCUCAAGUGUUGAUUGAAGUUAUUCAUAAUCCUGCAAUAGCUGGAAAUUUGGAUCUAGAAAAAGAAAUUCGGGACUCUUUAACGAAUGUUCUGUCCAGAAAAUUUGAUGAUACGUCUGAAUUGGAUGAAACACUACCACGGCAUCAUGUGGCAAGAUACUAUAAUCAGCAGAAUGUCAUUUUGGCAGUAGGUGGCGAGUCUCAAGGACAGAGUCUAAGCAACGUAGAGUGUUUCAUGAUGGGCAUAUGGAAAUGUAGCAUUCCAUUCGAAAAUGGGACAGGAAAGGAUUUUUCCGACGUCGCCGUGAUACCUACCAUGAAACAAUGUAGAUUUUACGGUGCUGUCGCCAGUCAAAAUUAUAAAAUGUAUGUUGUAGGUGGACAAGAUUGUGGAUUUCCACUAAAUAUUGUCGAGCGGUAUGAUAUCCUUCAAAAUCGGUGGGAGACUUUAUCACCCUUACCAGUUUCACUUCAUGGUUGCGCAGCUGCUUUUGUAAAUUCACGUUUGUUUGUCAUCGGUGGAAGAAGUUCUAAGCAAAAUGAAAAUUUAGUUUGGGUCUACGAUGAGAAAGAAGACUGUUGGCAAGAAUCGAUACCGAUGAAGCAACGCAGGGCACAUUUGGCAGUUGCAGGAUUUAACGGAGAACUUUUUGCAAUGGGUGGAAUGGGUGGAAAACAUGAAACGGAUGAUGAUUUUCUUAACACUGUGGAAAAACUUGAUUUGCUAACCAAUACUUGGACAACACUGGCUCCUAUGCAUGAGGAUAGGGCUUUCCACAAUUCGGCUGUUGUAGAUUGCUUUGUGUACAGUAUUGGCGGAUGCGAUGGCAAAAUAUGGCUAAGAACAGCAGAGAGAUACGAUACCAUGUGUGGACAAUGGUCAAAAAUCAGCAACAUGAGCAUUCCAAGAAGUAGCUUCGGUGUGGCAACAUCUAAUGGACGAAUCUAUUGUGUUGGGGGAUUCGAUGGAGUUCACUUUCUAAAAACGGUUGAAAAGUAUAAUCCAAGAACUGAUCGGUGGCACGUUUCAUGUAGUAUGCAAAUAGAACGGCAUGGCCUCCAUGUAGCAAGAAUUUCCCUUCCAUUGAAAACAUCAAAUUCACCUAAUGAGUACUCCUGACCACAACUGAUGUUAGAAUUUGGAGAAAAGCUGGAAGACAUAUUUUCACCAAUAGCUGAUGGACGAAACAGGCGAGGGCUGUUUCCAUUUCAACAACUUCAAGCAUCUUCUGCUAUGUCUCGCUCCGGAUCAUUGGAUCCUCUGCCAGACGGUUCUUUCCGACAAUCCAAAAGAUCUGACAAUAAGAUUGGCAUUAUUCCACCCCGUGGACGUUCGAGUCGUCACGUAUCACAUCUCACUCGAUUUGUUAUUUACCUAAGCUGCAUUAGAGCUGUGAUGGAUGGAUAUCUUCCAUACUCGUAUGAGCCAGCCAGCAGCUCUUUGGCGAAUGUGGUUCUAGACUAGGAUAUACGUGCUCAGGAAAUUAAAAUGGCCAUUUUCUCUCAUUUCGAAUUGAACAUGGUCAUGUGUGCUGACUCUAUUUUAAUUAGACCAUUUCUCGUUAAGUAUGUAGGACGUACAUGACCGCCGAUAAUUACUCGGAAUUAAUGCCCUUGUAUACGUGCGACAUUCAAGUGCGUGCCCGUGAUGAUGUGAUCCGACGUUUAUGUAUUUCUCGUAAUUAUGUAAAUAAUCAUGCUGUACGUUAAAUCAUUUAAUCUUGUUCUCUCCCUCUGCUGACAACUUUCUUCCUGCCUGCAGAGAGGAGGCAUUUUUCAUAUUUUAUCUUGAUUUAGGAAUAGUUAAACUGAGGUUUGGUUAUUGUAUGCAAAAGUGAAUUAUUGAGUGCUUUCAAAAGAACAAAUGGUGCUAACUUUGUGUUACGCUGCUGUAUGAAUGUUUAGUUGAUCUAAUAAGCGCGUUGAAUCGUCCUUCUCAUACAGUGGCGAAGAGUUACAACGGUACCUGAUGUGUCUAUAAUCUACGCCUAUCGAUAUCGAAUAAAGGCAAGAUUAAUGGAAUAUAAGAUAUGUACAUAAUCCAAUAAUUAAGGUAUACUUUUGAAUUAUUGAAAUUGUUCUAUCGGUAUUCUAAUAAGAGUAUAGUUAACAUAUUUGUAAUUAGAUUCUAUAUAAAUAUAUAAUCAUCUAAGAAAAGGGAUCAUUUGACUUUUUUGUUGUGAACGAUCUAGUUGUACUGGUUCUUGGUUAAUUAAUAAGUUGAUGAUGCUUGACUAAUUACGUUAUUAAAUAAUCAACAUUUAUUGCAUUAAUUACUCGA